AUGGAGGGCGCCGACAUCAUUGUGCACAACGAUUCUGACGGUUCUGGCUCUGGCGACGAGUACGUCAAUUCCUCACCGUACGUCGUCCGCUCGACGUCCGAUCUAGACGAUCUCGACGUCCACCAGCAGCCCGCCAUUACCUCGCCCCCCCUCGGCGGUUCUGUUGGAUCCCUACCUCCUGGAUAUACAGCAUGGCCAGCCAGAGCCACUGGACGACCACGAGGGAGUAGCUUGGUCGGAACUCCAGCUUUUGAGAACGGCGUUCUUCCAGAUGGCAGCGUUGCUGCCCCCGAGCGACUGCAGCGCCCACCGGGGCCUGCAAGAACCCCCUCCAAUACAUACGCUCCUCAACGACGCCCUCCGCAGUUUAUAAAUCUCCAGAAUGACAACCGUCGCGCGUCCUCCGCCAAACGGGUCCCGCGUCGCGACCCAAACGCCCAGUAUCGCGCCCAAGAGAAGGCCUAUGUACAAAGGCUACGGGCCAACCCGCAGGCAUGGUAUCAACAAUUUACGGAUUUUCAGGGAAUGCCUACUAUAGAAUCGGACAUUGACGACCCUUCGCCAUCCUCUGAAGUGCCGUUCGAGGACGACCAAUACGAUCCGGAUAUCCAGCUCUUCCUUUCUCAGAACGAGAACCAACCAACAAUGGAGGAGUUGAAGAACCCCAAGAACCAGGAGCGUCUAGAAUGGCACACCAUGCUGGCUUCCGUCUUAAAAGGAGAUGUUAUCAAGCAGGAGAAACAAAGGCUGAUUGGCUCCACCGAAUCCGGGCGAUCGUCUGCCAUGAACAGUGAAAUUUGGCUUGGUGUUCGAGCAAAAAGAUGUGGCCGAAGCCUCCCCUUGCAGAAAAAGCUCAUCGAGGAUGCGCGGUUGAGUCUGGGGCCCAUUGUUGAAGACAUCAUUAAUUUUGAAAUCAAAGGCGAAACGGAAAUCGGGAAACCCGCCAUUGAACAAGUCGAAGAUGUUGUUGCCAAAAUCGGCAAGUGCGAUUACCUUUAUCCUACGAGGAAAGAAAUGGUGACUGCCAACCCCAGAGCUGCUUCUGACCAGUUUGAAGAGAGCUGUGAUGCUAUCAUUGCUUGGCAUAAUACAACUCUUCUGAUCAGCACCGAAUUGGCCAUCCUUCAAAGCUGGGUCGGUAAUAUCGAUUUGGAUUUCACCAAGCCUCGAACCAAAGCCUACAGUACUGAUCUGUCCGAUGACGGCUCAUUCUUGGAUCGUAUUAUGAAGGAAGAUGGCCUCAAGACUCUCCAAGGCGACCACAAUAUGAUCGAUGGUAUUGGCGAGAUCAUUAACAAAGCGAAAAACACUCUGAUCGACAACGCAGAGGCCUUUUCCAAACGCCAUCUGCCUCCGUAUAUCGAAGAACUUUUGACCCUCAUCAACUUCCCCUCGCGAUUAAUUCAAGAGAUCAUCCGCGUCCGUCUUUCGUACGCGAAAAAGAUGAAAGACCCUGCUCAGCAAUCACCAAUCCUCGUUGAUCAAAUGAUCUCGCAAUUCCAAAUCUUGAUGAAAGUCGCCGUCGGUAUAAAACAGCGUUACCUCGUUAUUUCGAAGCCUGAACCCGGUUGGGAUCUGCCACCUUGCAUUGAUGAAAAUUUUGACACCGUUGUUGUCGAUGCCAUGAAAUACUACUUUCGGCUGCUGAAUUGGAAACUAAAUGCCAACAAGAACACUUUCAAAGAAGCUGAAAUCUUGGAGCAAGAAUGGGGAUUCUCGAAUGAAAUCGGCCGCCAGCUCCAGGGUGGCGACAUUGAGGUUGCCGAACAGUUCAGUGCCUUGACUGCCAAAUCCUUGCAGCGGUUGAUGGUUCACUUUGAACGGGAACUCUCGCCACGUGACGAUGAAGAUCCUGUUGAUAUGGACAAACGCUAUAAGAAUUCUUUGGACUCGACUCGCGUCCGCCAGCGAAAGCUUUACCGUUUCUCCCGCUUCCUUCGGCAACUCUUUGAAAAUGCCACCGAGUACAAUUUCAGUGCGGAUAUUGCCGAGGAGUUUUUCGAGGCUUUAUUGAUCUCAGAUCAUUUCCUUAUCACAUCAAACGAUUCCGUUGGACAAAAGGGCGUCUACCUGAUUGCUCACCAUUCUUUAUGGGACCAAACUGUUGACAUUCAGUCUAUACUUGGUACAUCUUUUCGCGAGGAGGAUGUCCCUAAGGACCCUGCUUCCUUUUUCCAAUACAUCCUGGUUGUCCGUCCUGAACGUCAAAUCGCGUGGUCUGGCAAAGUAAUGGAAGUUGAUGACCUGGAGCACCCAACUGAUGUCCGUCUUGGAAAGCUACGUCUUGUAGCAGAUGGUACACAGCAACGACUUGUCAAUGCGCGACUCGAGCUAGCCCAACUGACCAACAUUCAACUCGAUAUUGCUAUAGAGCAGCGGGCGAACCUGGGACGAGUCAACGCUGAAUUGAAUAAAAUCAAGAAAAUUUCGUUCAAAUUGUCCAUAACUAUUAUGAAUAGUGUCGCUAUCAUCAGACAGCAGCUCAAGCAAAAAGCCAUUGACAACACGGAGCUGAUCCAAGCAUGCUAUGCAUUUGCAACGGAAUUUGGUAAGCGAUCGGCAAAUUACGUCGACACCAACCGACGAGCCAUGAACAGUGCGCGAUUGGUUGAGCUGUCUCUUGAAUGGGUAUCCUUCAUCUGCGACGAUUGUGACGCGUCGGAUAGAAAGACAUUCAAAUGGGCCGUUGCUGCUCUUGAAUUUGCCAUGGCCAUUACCUCUAGCAACCAUCUACUGUCGAUGGAUGAUAACCAGUACUCUCAGCUCAGGAUCAAGGUGGCUGGUUGCAUGUCGGUGUUGAUCUCUCAUUUUGAUAUCAUGGGUGCCAGGUCAACCUUGGCAGCUCAAGCCGAAAACAAACGCCUGGAUGAAUCUCGGACCGGCUCCAGACGAUACGGCGGAAGCAGAAUUCUCAGCGACGAGGAAGCAAUGAAAAUCGUCGGCGAUCAGCGCCUCGUACAGAUUGCCACUCUCGAAGACUACAGAGUGGAACAAACUUCAAAGCGGAAGGCUAUGGGCAAGGUGCUGGAGGGCUCAAACGAGGCAGACCGAUCACUGACUGUCCUUUCAUCCGCGGCAACCAAUGUCAGUCUUCGGUGGCAACAAGGCCAGUUCAUUGGAGGCGGGACAUUUGGCUCUGUAUACGCCGCGAUUAACCUGGAUAGCAACUUUCUCAUGGCAGUCAAAGAAAUUCGGCUGCAAGAUCCUCAGCUCAUUCCUGUCAUUGCGCAGCAAAUCAGAGAUGAGAUGGGUGUUCUUGAAGUCCUUGAUCAUCCAAACAUUGUCUCCUACUACGGCAUCGAGGUUCAUCGUGACAAAGUAUAUAUAUUUAUGGAAUAUUGUUCUGGUGGGUCUCUAGCAGGCCUACUCGAGCACGGCCGCAUUGAAGAUGAGACGUUCAUCAUGGUGUAUGCACUGCAGCUACUAGAAGGACUGGCCUACUUGCACCAAUCUGGAAUUAUUCACCGUGAUAUCAAGCCCGAGAACAUCCUUUUGGAUCACAAUGGAGUUAUCAAAUACGUCGACUUUGGAGCAGCUAAAAUCAUUGCCCGUCAAGGCAAAACUGUGGUCAAUGGUGACCCCCUCACUAAAGGUUCUGCCCUUAAAGAUGGGAAGGCAGCCAAAGACCCCCAGAGAAAGAACCAAAAGACCAUGACCGGAACACCCAUGUACAUGUCUCCUGAAAUUAUCCGAGGAGACAUGUCGGACUUGAUUGAGCGGCAAGGCGCCGUGGAUAUCUGGUCCCUUGGCUGUGUGAUCCUCGAGAUGGUCACCGGCUGUCGCCCGUGGUCAUCACUUGACAACGAAUGGGCGAUCAUGUACAACAUCGCCCAGGGAAACCAACCCCAGCUACCCGACCGAGAUCAUCUUAGUGACAUGGGUAUCGACUUCUUGCGCCGUUGUUUUGAGCGCGAACCCACCAAGCGCCCUACAGCGGCCGAACUUUUGCAGCAUGAAUGGAUAGUCUCCAUCCGAAGCCAAGUCGUGCUAGAACCCCACACACCGAGUAGUGACGGUGGGGGGAGUAUGACCAGCUCGGCUGCUGGUAGUCGGCAAAACUCGAGUGCCUCUUUCUAA
This is a messenger RNA of Talaromyces rugulosus, 4077 nucleotides long. RefSeq lists its product as uncharacterized. The record is from RefSeq and is a predicted model, not a curated record. The transcript has 2 exons. NCBI's taxonomy places the organism in Eukaryota, Fungi, Ascomycota, Eurotiomycetes, Eurotiales, Trichocomaceae. Gene Ontology annotation, molecular function: ATP binding; MAP kinase kinase kinase activity. Gene Ontology annotation, biological process: protein phosphorylation; stress-activated MAPK cascade. The coding region runs from base 1 to 4077 and encodes 1358 amino acids. Gene Ontology annotation, cellular component: cytoplasm.